Molecule: messenger RNA, 1063 nt
Organism: Lucilia cuprina (Australian sheep blowfly)
Lineage: Eukaryota; Metazoa; Arthropoda; Insecta; Diptera; Calliphoridae
Product: 3-oxoacyl-[acyl-carrier-protein] reductase FabG-like
Exons: 2
Coding region: 184-954 (256 amino acids)
Molecular function (GO): oxidoreductase activity
Source: RefSeq, a predicted model, not a curated record
AUAAACUAAAAGACAACAAUAAUAAAUUGACAAUACAAGAAAGAAAAAAUAUUUAAAAUUUAAUCAGACGAUCACAUCCACAAUACACAUUAAAAUCAUCUUUUACCACAGUAGGAAACUGUUGAUAGCGGGGACCACACGCCGGGAACACAAAACAAACUUAACGAUUACGCAACCAACAAUAUGAACUUUGCUGGCAAAGUAGUUUUGAUAACAGGCGCUAGUUCGGGCAUAGGAGCCGCCGCUGCCGUUAAAUUUGCCAAGCUGGGAGCCAUACUUACACUAAACGGACGUAAUGUUGAAAAUUUGGAAAAGGUGGCCAAACAAUGUGAGGAAGUGGGUAAAUCAAAGCCUCAAUUAGUAGUGGGUGAUAUUUCUAAAGAGUCGGACACCGCCAAAUUGUGGCAAGAUACCUUAAAGCAUCAACACAAACUGGAUGUUUUGGUUAAUAAUGCCGGCAUUAUUGAGACAGGCAGCAUCGAAACCACUAGUCUAGAACAAUAUGAUCGUGUUAUGAAUACCAAUCUACGUUCCAUGUAUCAUCUAACCAUGUUAGCUACUCCAGAAUUAAUCAAAACUAAAGGCAAUAUUGUUAAUGUAUCAAGUGUUAAUGGUAUACGCUCUUUCCCUGGAGUCUUAGCCUACAACAUUUCUAAAAUGGGUGUAGAUCAAUUUACACGCUGUGUUGCUUUAGAAUUGGCUGCCAAGGGUGUGCGUGCCAAUUGUGUUAAUCCUGGUGUGACCGUUACUAAUCUACAUAAACGUGGCGGCAUGGAUGCUGAAACUUAUGCCAAAUUUUUGGAACACUCCAAAAACACUCAUGCCUUAGGACGUCCCGGUACGGCUGAUGAAGUUGCUAAUGCCAUUUGUUUCCUUGCCAGUGAUUUGGCUACUUUUACUACUGGUGUCAGUUUGGCGGUUGAUGGUGGACGCCAUGCUAUGUGUCCCAGAUAAAGAGGGUGAAAUUGCUUAUCGAUAUUUUUGCAUUUAUUUUUUGAAUAUUCUCUUUAUUUGGUUAAAAGGUUAAAUAAAUAAAGUGUUUAUUUUCUGUAAAGGAAAUCUA